CAACUCCGACUAACCCAAUCUCCCAAGCCCCCACCGUGGCCAUUGACGACCUCCACGACAAAUUCCUCAAGACACCGACCCCAUGGCCCGUAGCAGGCAACUCGCACCCGGAAUUGGACGCUUUUCGCGUUCGCAAGCUGGCGCCCGCCGUCAGCUGUACAAGGGCCCAAAAAAAUCAGAGAAGGCAGCCGCUGCCGAGGUUUCCCAAUUGAAGGAAGUCAAGGUUGGUGGCGAGAAGAACGGCGGUACUCGCCUCGUACCUACCUCAAAAGCCCCGCGUUUCUAUCCCGCGGAAGACGUUCGCCAACCAAAGAAAAGUCGCAAGUCGCCUAAGCCAACCAAGCUUCGACCAUCUAUCGUACCAGGGACGGUGCUCAUUCUACUCGCUGGGCGGUUCAGAGGGAAGAGGGACAGCGGUUUGUUGUUGGUGACUGGCCCGUACAAGAUCAAUGGCGUUCCCUUGCGGAGGGUCAACCAAGCGUAUGUUAUUGCCACUUCGACAAAGAUAGAUCUUGAGGGAUUCAAGGUUGACCCGAGGAUUGAUGAUGCCUACUUUGCCAAAACUGCCAUCAAAGGUUCAAUUUCGGCUGAGUUAGAGUUUUUCUCUGAGGGAAAGCCUAAGCCGAAGGAACCUUUCCCCGAAGCCAAGUCGGCUGACCAAAAGGAGGUCGACAAGGCUGUCGUUGCCGCCGUUCGGAAGCAAGAGAAUCUGGCCAAGUACCUGAAAGCUAGUUUUGGGCUAACGAAGGGCCAAUUCCCUCAUCAGAUGGUCUUCUGAGGGUGAGGCUUAAUGCAGUAGGCUAUGCAGAGCUAUGAUGUGUGCCAUUUCCCGUACAUGAUAUUUCUUUUAUGCUACCCACUGGCUUUCGAACAUCAGCC
Molecule: messenger RNA, 879 nt
Organism: Pisolithus orientalis
Lineage: Eukaryota; Fungi; Basidiomycota; Agaricomycetes; Boletales; Pisolithaceae
Product: ribosomal protein L6e-domain-containing protein
Exons: 4
Coding region: 83-778 (231 amino acids)
Biological process (GO): cytoplasmic translation; ribosomal large subunit assembly
Cellular component (GO): ribosome; cytosolic large ribosomal subunit
Molecular function (GO): RNA binding; structural constituent of ribosome
Source: RefSeq, a predicted model, not a curated record